CACCGGCAAUCCGCGUGACAGCACGCAGAGAGUGGACACACAACAGUGCAGUUGAUGGCAACCAAGACUUGUCCUGAUAUACUGAUACGAUGGUAAACACCUGUGUUUUGGUGUUUAACUAAAGUUCCAAAAGAUGAUGUUUCAAAAGUUGUGUUCACUGGCCGUGCCAUGGAGAAGCACUUCUGCUCUAGUUCAGAAGGUUUAUAGAAAGCACCAGGUGCAAUUGAGAUUACUGGACCUCAUUAGUAGAUCCAUCAGCACCAGCUGGAGAACCAGGAAGGAUGGAGCAGAAAACGAUCCUGCUGAAAAGCUUGACUUGGAUAUUUGGAAGUCUGUGAUGAAAUCCCAAGCCGUGCAUGAGGAGAGAAAAGGUGAGGACAAUUUGACCCCAAACCCCAAAGCAGAGCCAUCUCUUCUGGAGGCUAACCGAGAGCUGGUUGAGAUGUGGCAUCAAGCAGGGAAGUUUGUCCCGAAGAACAUCACGGAUGAACAGCUGGAAGUUCUCUCUGGCUUGACCACAAAGUCUGCAAAGAAGAAGUUCUUGAAGUAUCUGGCCAUCAAGGAAGGACACAAGAUGUCCAAGAAGGAGAAGCAGGAAAAGAAGAAGUCUGAGCGGAAUCUGGAAGCAGACGGGGAAUCGGAAAGAGAUGAAGGAGAUUCGUUGAAGAACACGUUUGUGUUGAAGUUCUGGAGUCGAUCCAUGGAUAAGGUCCUGAACUGGCGGGCGGCGCAGGCCAUGCGCUUCGGUCAACCACUGGUGUACGAUAUGAGCUAUGAGCAGCAUAUGUCGCAACGAGAGAUUGAAAACACCGUUUCGCAGUUGCUGGAGACCGAAGGCUGGAACCGACGCUUCGUCGACCCGUUUCACCUGCACUUCUGCAACCUGCAGCCCGAUGGGGCAUAUUACCGCGAGCUCCUCAAACGCUACGGGACUGAGACCUGGGAACGCCUGCUGAUCACGACCACCGCUAGCCAACACGUGGACGUGUUUCCUCCUGAAAGCCUCGUCUACCUCACGGCCGAUUCACCAAACGUGCUGCGCAAGUUUGAUCACAGUAAGGUGUAUGUAGUGGGUGCGAUGGUGGACCGCUCCAUACAUUCAGGCGUUUCAUUGGCCAAUGCAAAACGCCUCAGUCUCGCCACAGCCCGCCUUCCUCUCGAUGAAUACCUGGACUGGGACUCUGGUGCGAAGAAUCUGACACUGGAUCAGAUGAUCCGCAUAUUGACCACGGUAAAAGAGACAGGAAGUUGGCAGAAAGCACUCGAGUUUGUGCCAAAAAGGAAACACAGUGGUUUUCACCAGCAGAGAGACUUCAGAACCGGAACCAAAUCCAGGACGCUCACAGACAGAGAGGAAAACUGGGAGAGAGAAAGAGACCGAAUCUUUGUGAGUAAACGCAGAACUCCGAAGAGUCAUUUUGUCCGUCAGGAAUCGGAGAUCUGUUUGCCCAGCAGAAUUCAGACAGCGCUGAAAAUCAAAUCAGACAGACACAAUAAAGGCCAAGAUCGGAGGAACUCAUGGGAGGACGAAUAAUACUGUGUUUUACAUCAUUGAUACUGUAAACAAUAAUUGCUAUUUUCAUUGUAUUCAAUAUAAAUAUAUAAUGUGCACAGUUGCCUGUUUUAAAGUUUUUCCAAAAAUGAACAAGUGCUUUGAAAUCUGCAGACAAAUCAGAAUUGUUCCGUUUUUAUAAUUUAUAAACAAUUUGCACUGUACAUAUUACUGCAAUCAGUAAAAACAUCAAACUGAUCAAAUAGUCAUGUGUCAUAUGUUGUUGGAAAUCUCUCAAAGAGUAGAAUACAACCAGAAAAUUAUAGCGAGUAAUAGCUAAGUAUCUGUCUUUGACAAUUAUGUUGGUGUUGCUUAUAUGCUGUGUUUUCGCUUAUAACUUAACAAAAAAUAAACUAAUAUCACAUACCAAUAUUUAGAGGAGGUGAUUAUCUUUCAAACAAGUCCACACACAAGGUAAUCAGAUGUAUAGAUCAUUAGAUAAUCCACAUGAAGCACAAUGUUACAUAUGACCACCAGGAGAUGGCGCCAAAUACAUGACACAGACUCAAUGAUGACUCAAAUGACACAGAAUGAAACUCAUUCUGUGAAAUCUCAUUACUAAAAUCAUGUCUGCAUGCUAUGCAAACCUUUAGUCAUUGUUGUGUUUGCAUGUGUAAUUAGUUCUUAUGUACAAUUAUUAUGUUUUAUUUGUUUGGAGAGGCUUUUUGACACUAUGAUAAAUUAUUUUUGUAAUGCUAUAACUUUUGAUUGCUUUGUUGAAUCAACACAAUUUUUCUCAGAUACAGUUGACAUGAUUGGGAACAAAACAAAAGCAGUUUUUCAGAGCCACCUUAUUUACACCCAGAAAUAUAUAAUGUCAAAUAAGAAAAAUACGAUUUUUUUUAAAGACAAUUUUUUGUGCGAUUUUUCAGCAGUAUCUUAGGCUGAGAGUCUCAGAAUGUCUCAUAAUCUAUAUUAUUAAAAAAUGUGAAAAGUUUUCUUUACAAUGAUACCAAACAUUUAACAACCCUCCUUGUUUUUUUUGUUUCUCUUGUCGAGUUUUAAGCUUUUAAUUGUAGGUAUGCUACUGAAACAUAAACCUUUAAAAACAGCUUCAGAGCUUAAAGGGUUAAACUAGCAGGUCUUUCAUUUGCUUUUUGUCUCACAGAAUCACUGGCUGUAUAACAUUCAUUAUUCGCUAAAUGACAAUUAAGCUUCUUACAAAUUACUGACUUCUGUGGAGCACAAAAAGAGAUGUUAUGCAGAAUGUUCACGCUGAUUUUCAGUGAGUAACGACUUAAAUUCAUAUUAAUUCAUAUUCAAUAAUUAAAUUCAUCACACAAAAUUAUCAAAUUAUUUCAGAAGAGUCAUAUGGGUCACUUAAAAGAUACGUACAUUAUGGGGGGGGCAAUCUCUGGAAAAGAGCAGCAUGAACAUACUGCCGAACAUCUCCUUUUGUGUUUCACAGAAGAAAAAAGGUUGGAUAUAGAAUAACAUGAGGGUGAGUAAAUGAUGACAGAAUUUGUAUUUGUUAGUGAACUA
Myxocyprinus asiaticus (Chinese sucker) is the source of this 3034-nucleotide messenger RNA. RefSeq names its product tRNA methyltransferase 10 homolog C-like. Bases 134 to 1534 code for a protein of 466 amino acids. The transcript is spliced from 2 exons. The record is from RefSeq and is a predicted model, not a curated record. Gene Ontology annotation, molecular function: tRNA binding. Gene Ontology annotation, cellular component: mitochondrion; nucleoplasm; nucleus. Gene Ontology annotation, biological process: mitochondrial tRNA 5'-end processing; positive regulation of mitochondrial translation. NCBI's taxonomy places the organism in Eukaryota, Metazoa, Chordata, Actinopteri, Cypriniformes, Catostomidae.